CCGCGCGGAGCCCGAGCCGCAGCCAGAGCGCGGGCAGCACGGAGCCGGCGGCGGGAAGGCAGCGGUGUGGUGCGGCGCGCCGCCCCCACUAGGCCCGGGAUCCGCACACCCGCCGGCUGAGAGGCCCGGGACCGUGCGCAGGCGAGGACCCGCUGCCCGGACCAGGGGGCGUCCCAGGGCGCAGACUGGCCGGCUCGGGUCCGAGGUGAGCCCCGGCAGAAGACGCGCCCAACUGCCCCGGGAGCUCCGGGCCGAGCCCACCGGGGUCUGGGGUGCUAGGGCGAGCCUGACCGCCGAGGAGGCGUCCGCCGGGAGCCAGCGCCCGGGAGGCGGUCCCCGCGCGAUCCCUGCGGGCCCCGCGUGAUCCCUGCGGGCGAGAAGGAUCCGGCCGGGCGGCCGAGCCGUAGGAAGCCGCGGCGCGUCGCCAUGCGCGGGGCCCUGUAGCCGAAGGCGCGGGCCCGAUGGAAAGGGCCGGGGCUCGGGGGCUGCGAGGCGGCCGCGGCCCGCCAGGGCCCCGGCUCGCGCUAGGGCUGGCGCUGCUGCUGGUGCGGCCGCCGUCGGGCCGCGCGGGGGCCCCGGAGGCGCAGGAGUCGGCGGAGCCCGGCACGGCAGCCCCGGCCGGCGGCGACCGUUGCCGCGGCUACUACGACGUGAUGGGCCAGUGGGACCCGCCCUUCAACUGCAGCUCGGGAGUCUACAGCUUCUGCUGUGGCACGUGCGGCUACCGCUUCUGCUGCCACGACGGGCCCCGGCGCCUUGACCAGAGCCGCUGCUCCAACUACGAUACACCGGCCUGGGUGCAGACCGGCCGGCCGCCCGCGCGGGCCCGCGACGCCGUCGUGCCCCGUGACCCGGCCCGCGAGCGCAGCCACACGGCCGUCUACGCGGUGUGCGGCGUCGCAGCGCUGCUGGUGCUGGCGGGCAUCGGGGUGCGCCUGGGCCUGGAGAGGGCGCACAGCCCGCGCGCACGGCGCACCGUGACCAGGACACUGACGGAACUUCUGAAGCAGCCGGGCCCCCAGGAGCCACUGCCUCCACCUCUGGGCCCACCUCUGGGUAGCUGUGUCCAGGUCCUGGGACUCAGUGCCUGGCUGACGCUGAACAUGCUGGUGUGUCAUCCACUAGACAAGAAACGUCCCAACAACAUGCCCCUGGGGUCGGCGACACCAGGGCCCCCGCGCGGUCCCCAGCUGCAGGGCGGCGGCAGCAUGACGUUACAGCCUGACUACGCUAAGUACGCCACCCUCGCCAGCCUCAAGGCAGCGGCGCUCAAGACGGCAGAGGCGCCCCCUCAGGACUUCUACCAGCGUUUUCCCGCGUCAGCAUCCGCCCCGUUGACCCUCCCGGCGCGGACCCCGAGGCCUCCCGAGGACUUGCCUGCGCUGCUCGACGUCUGCCCCUGGGCUCCGCCGGGCUACAAGCCCCCCGUCGGCCCUGUCCGGUCUGGCCACUGCAAGGCCUGGACCGCCGGCCGCCCGGCUCGGCCCGCCCACCGCGGCCACCUGGCGGCUCAGGCCUCUCCUGCUCCCCGGCGGUCGGGCCACCCGCCCCGGCGCCAGUUCAGCGUGGAGAAGUUGCCCGAAGCCUUCGGUCCGCAGCCCCCUGGCCUUUACGGCUGCGCGGGCCGCGGACCCCGGCACCUGAGCACCAACAGCAAAGCUGAGGUUACCGUGUGAAGACGGGCCUGGUGAUUCUUCCAAGACAUCGCAUCGCCAGGAGCCCUCGUCUGUCCGGGAUCCGCCACACGCCUGGUCCAGAAGCCCAGGCCAUGGGGGGGUAGAGGGAGGGGCGCCGGUCUCGAAAGUCCAGCCCUUUCGCCUGCCCAAACUGGACUGGGGGCCUUGGAGCCUGCAGGGCUAAGAAGGGGCCUGUCUUGGGGACCCCAGGGUCCGGGUUCCUCAUGUAAAUACCCUUUUAUGUAGCUCCCAUCCCUGAGAAUAAAGGAGCUCCAGCUUGGCUCUGAGAGGGGCUGAUGGUGGAGGCAUUG
Rhinolophus ferrumequinum (greater horseshoe bat) is the source of this 1987-nucleotide messenger RNA. It is a transcript of the gene SHISA8, whose product is annotated as shisa family member 8. The transcript has 5 exons. Gene Ontology annotation, cellular component: postsynaptic density; dendritic spine membrane; postsynaptic membrane. The record is from RefSeq and is a predicted model, not a curated record. Gene Ontology annotation, biological process: regulation of short-term neuronal synaptic plasticity; regulation of AMPA receptor activity. Bases 462 to 1676 code for a protein of 404 amino acids. NCBI's taxonomy places the organism in Eukaryota, Metazoa, Chordata, Mammalia, Chiroptera, Rhinolophidae.